UUUAGCGCCUCCAAAUGAAAAGAUAAUGGGAAAGUCUAAAGAAGGAGUAACUAUUGGACCUUUUAAAUUUGUGGCCAAUCAAAAACAACAUAUAUUUUCAAAUAACUGAAGUAAAUUUGACACUAAUUAAUGUGCUUAUCUUCAGGGUUAAUUGUGUAACCAAUUAGGAAUAUUUAAAUUAGCUGAAUAUGAACACAAGAAGGGAACACAAAGUGUUAAAAGCAAAAAGCAAAAAGACUGAUGAUGACGAUGAAUGUAACGAUGAAAGUAAACAUGGUUUAAGCAAAUUAAACGAUAACUACGGAUCAUUCCGACAUGUGAUUAAACAAGAUAUUAAUGGCAUAAAAACAGUUGUUCUAAGGCUUCAAGGGCUACUGCAUAAUUUUGAAUCCUCAAAUCCUUUAGAUAAAGAAUUCACAUCUCUGGUGAAAACAAGUGAUAAUACUACGAAUAAAUUAAGCAACAAUGAAUUUGGUAAAAAAGAAGUCGAUCUUAUACAAGAAAAUAUUGAUCUAAAACGUAAAGUGACGCUAUUGGAACAACAACUGGAAGAAAAAAAUAGAACCAUUAAACUUCUCCAGCAACAAAUGGUCAGACCUGAAGCAUCUGGUCGUCGUACAUAUGGACACAAGAAACAGUUACAUUGAAUCAAAUUGCAUAUAAUAAAACCUAAAGUAAAUAUUUCUCAGUUUAUUAAAGUUAACUAGCUAAUUGAUUUUCUGAUCAUCUCUUAAUCAUCAUCUUUCGAAUCAUUUU
Molecule: messenger RNA, 756 nt
Organism: Tetranychus urticae (two-spotted spider mite)
Lineage: Eukaryota; Metazoa; Arthropoda; Arachnida; Trombidiformes; Tetranychidae
Source: RefSeq, a predicted model, not a curated record